Mercenaria mercenaria is the source of this 2404-nucleotide messenger RNA. Its product is annotated as monocarboxylate transporter 12-like. Gene Ontology annotation, molecular function: monocarboxylic acid transmembrane transporter activity. Lineage: Eukaryota; Metazoa; Mollusca; Bivalvia; Venerida; Veneridae. The record is from RefSeq and is a predicted model, not a curated record. The transcript is spliced from 7 exons. Bases 262 to 1944 code for a protein of 560 amino acids. Gene Ontology annotation, biological process: transmembrane transport; monocarboxylic acid transport.
UCAUAAACAUACAGAAAACCUAAACUACGGGCAGUGUAUACUUGACCCUGCGACAUGUUGAUAAAAUGCUCUUCGCUCAGCUUAUCUCAGAGCUUUGCGUUAUUUAGUGCAAACACUGAUAUCGUAUAUGAAGAAUGUUAAGAUAAAGCUGUGAUGGGAUUUUUAUACCUGAACUCAAAAGUUUAAUUUUUGCAGCUUUUAGAAGGAAAUGAGUGCAUCGGGGUUCAGGACAAAGAUAUUUAGUGAUACUCCUAGCUCACUAUGACAAAUAAACAAGUGAAGAUGAAACCGACGGUUAGAGAUAGAGGAUAUGCCUGGGUGAUCGUGGUAGCCGCUUUCUUCCUUCAAGCUAUCCAGGAUGGUGUGCGUUUCUCGUACGGUCUUUACUUUGUCGAGUUCCUGAACGAAUUCAAUAAAGGCAAAGGCCAGACUGCAUGGGUUGGCAGCAUCAUGCUUAGUGUGUUUAAUCUUGGAGGUCCCAUCUCGGCAUACAUCGUUAACAGGUUUGGAUACCGAAUUGGUACAAUGGCAGGUUCACUUAUCACAACUGUGGCAUUCCUGCUGAGUUAUUUUACACCUAAUCUCUACUACCUGUAUUUUACUUUCGGUGCACUACAAGGGUUCGGUUUUGGAAUGGUGUUUCUGUCUGGAUAUGUUGCUACUGGGAAAUAUUUCAAAAAGAGAAGAGCGUUGGCUGUAGGGAUUACUUUUUGUGGCGGAGGGAUAGGAACAUUUGUUUUCCUUCCUGUUGCACGGUUGAUAAUUGAUACCUUUGGAUGGAGAGGGUCAAUGUUUAUUUUAGCAGGCGUGACAUUAAAUGAGUGUGUUUGCGCGUCUUUAUUACGACCGUUUGUAGAAGGAGACGCAGAAGUAAAUGAAGCAGAAGUAGAGGAAGACUCUAAGAAUAAACAGCAAACCCAUACAAACCAAGAAGUAUCAGAUGGAAAUGCUGAAACAGCACAAAGUAUCCCCUUGCUUCCCAUGACAACUGAUAUUGAUGCAGAAACCGGCAGUUCAGUUUCAAAAUCAAAUGAGCAUCCUGUCUGUUCAAGAAGUUUUCCUGAUGUCCGUUCAGUUAAUGUAUGCCCCGAUACAACAGAAACUAGAUAUUGUGGUUCAAACAGAAGUUUGAAUAUGACUAUAAUAACUAACAGUGCUAAUAAAGACCGUACAUCUUCUACACAUAUCGCGGGUUGUGACGCAAGGACUGAAAAUGACACAUCGGUACCAUUAACACAUGACAAAGACACGUGCAAUAUGGAGAGCAGGGAACUAAAUGGCAAAACUAAAAAUGACAAGUUUAAAAAUACAUUCAUAGAAAACCUUUUCCCCAAAGAGUUAGUGACAAAUAGUAAUUUCAUUGUUCUAAUGUUGUCGACCGUGUUCAUAGCUAUACCAGAAUUCGUACCAUACAGCAUGUUGCCUGAUUUUGCACUGACCGUCAAAUGUAGUUCAUCACAGAGUGCUUGGAUGCUGUCAGCAGUCGGAAUUGGAGCAACCAUAAGUCAAGUUGGUGCCGGAUGGUUAGCAGAUAUGAAAUGUGUCCAUAAUCUGAGUCUUCUGGGUGGUUCCAUUUUAUCAAUCGGCGUGACGACAAUGAUUGUUACUGUGAUCCCGAUGUUUGAGACGCUUAUUACGUAUUCAGUAAUGUACGGCAUGUUGUCAGGGGCAAUGUACAGCGUCCAGCCGAUUGUAUUAUUGGAAUAUAUUGACGAAAAACACAUGGCGACAAUGCACGGGUUGACAAUGUGGGUGUAUGGUAUAUCGGGACUUAUUGGUAGCCCAGCUGCAGGUUGGCUGUUUGAUGCUACGGGGAAUUAUACAUUAAGUUUUCUUGCGGCCGGAGCAUGUUUCGUGGUCAGCGGAAGUGUCAAUUUUCUUGUCUUGGUUACAAGACGUAGUAGGAAAGCCAGACAACGGAAGAAGCAGAAAUCAGAAACAUGAAAGACUGCUGUCUGUGAAAAGUACAUGGAAAGUUUUCACACAGUGCUAGGCAUGUAUUCAUCAUGAGAACCGAUCAGUCAGAUAGAAUACGAGCGCAGCGAACAAUGAUUGAUUGUUAUUGUGUUUACAUCAAUGACCUAUGCCUGCCAGUCAACACGUCUGUUUAUUAGAAUGAGAUGGCGAUAGAUUAUUAAAAAGUUAGGAUUGUAUUCGGAUCUAAUGUAUUAUUCUUAUAUAAACGUGUUUGUGACUGCGAACGUAUCUAGUCGUCGACAUGAUUAAAUGACUCCUUAUAUAAAGUGACGAUCGGAGUUUGUGCUAUUAUAUAAUCGGUCUGUUCUUCAACAAUAAAUUUUGCUGGGCUGAAAUCAAAACUUGAAAAAAAUCACCUUUCAGUAUUUCUGAUGUCAUGUAAUAAAAGACUUAUUGAAUGGCUUGCCAGUCAGUAAUCAAAAUACUA